GCGUGUCUCCAUCAUGUCGCCCCAGUACCCCACCGUAGCAGGCUAUCAGCUCGUACAGAAAAUAGGCGGAGGCGGCUUCUCAACUGUCUUCCGCGCUGUCAACUUCGACGAGCACCGAGUGGCGGCAUGCAAAGUCAUAACUUUGACCGAGAAAACCACAGAAAAGGACCGCAAGACCAUAGAUAAGGAGAUGCGUGUGCACUCGGCGCUCAAGCACGAGAACGUCUUGGAGUUUAUAGACGCCGCUGUUGUUGAGCUCAAGCAUCGCAAUCACUACAUCCCCGGGAUCUAUAUGCUCCUCGAGCUCGCUGCUGGUGGCGAUCUCUUCGACAAGAUUGCCCCCGACGUCGGCGUCAGCGAUGAAGUCGCGCACUAUUACUUCCAGCAGAUGGUCUGCGGUGUGCAAUACCUACACCAGGAGGGCGUCUGCCACCGAGAUCUCAAGCCGGAGAACAUAUUGUUGGAUGCUGCAGGAACCCUGAAGAUAUCCGACUUUGGUCUGUCAGCGGUGUUCAAGCUGAAGGAUAGCGGCAAGACAAGAACACUAUCAGAGCGAUGCGGAAGUUUGCCGUAUGUUGCACCUGAGCUGAAUAGCCGGAGACCAUACCAGGCAGAACCCACAGAUGCCUGGGGCGUCGGCGUGAUCUUGUUCACUAUGCUUGUAGGCAACACGCCAUGGGACGAGCCAACAGAGAAAAGUCCCGAGUUCUCCAUGUACCUCACCGGCGAGAUCUUCGACGAAGAUCCAUGGAACCGUCUAGGGGAGAGCGCACUCUCACUCAUCCGCGGCCUCCUCGAAGUCGACCCCGCCGAACGGAUGACCCUCGACGAGGCAUGGGAACAUCCCUGGUGCAGGCGAACGAGUCAAUUGGCCAGCCAAGGCCCCCAAAUGCUAGCAGACAAGAUCACGCAGUCACUCCGCGACAACGGUGACAUGGACCUCGCGGCGCCGGAUUUCUCAAGGCAAGACGACAUGGACGUCGACAUGCCCUCCGCCUCGCACCAGUCCCAAUUCACGCAAUCGCUCAUGCUCUUCUCCCAAACCCAGUCCGGCGCGCGCUACACGCCCCACCUCACCCGCUUCUACGCCUCCAUCCCGCCCGCGCACCUCAUGCCGCUCAUCCAGCAGUGCCUCGCCGCGUCGAACGUCCAGUGCAAGGGCCCUAUCUCGGAAAACAGGGGCUCGGACAUCAAGAGCCCAGAAGGCGAGACGUUGCGCCUGCGUAUCGCCGGCUACGACAUGCGCAAGCAGGUGUUCAAGGGCUGGGUCGAUGUCGAGCCGUUCGUGUACCGCGGCGCGGAGGGCAGCUUAAGUUGAUAAUCAAUUUCAGGGUAACCCGAUUUCGUGGCGCCAGCUGUGGAAGCACCUUAUCAUGGACGGCAACG
Molecule: messenger RNA, 1386 nt
Organism: Schizophyllum commune H4-8
Lineage: Eukaryota; Fungi; Basidiomycota; Agaricomycetes; Agaricales; Schizophyllaceae
Gene: chk1
Product: CHK1 protein kinase
Exons: 12
Coding region: 14-1318 (434 amino acids)
Biological process (GO): intracellular signal transduction; protein phosphorylation
Molecular function (GO): ATP binding; protein serine/threonine kinase activity
Source: RefSeq, a predicted model, not a curated record